AUGGUCAAUGGAAGUCAUUUUUUGGGUGGUACCAUUACUUGGCAAUUGCAGAAUAAAUCGGCUAUUGGUACACCUGUGGCUAUUGUCAUAACUCAAACAUAUUCAUGGACAUAUACAUCUGUCAUAUGCACAAGCGCUAUGAUUGCAAAUAAUCAACUACUUCCCACUUCAGCAGGAAAUCUUAUUUGCUUGCCGUCUUGUCCAGUUGGUUUUGGAACUGUGCCAGCUACACCAUAUUGUACCGAUAUUUCGGUGAUAAAUGGUAUCACCGUUGGACAACGUUUAGAUACAGUUUAUAUUCCAACGGGUAGCAGCUUUUCAGUAGCUUUUCGAGGUAGUUCAUGGGGUUCUUUAGCAACAGGCGGAAGUACUUGGUCUAUUUCAUCGUACAUCAAUUUAGUACCAAGAACUGAUAGUGGCAAAUAUAACAGUGCACCAGUUUCUACCAUGAUGUCCCCAAUCAAUAUUAUAGUAAACGAAAGAACAAUUGUUACUGUAUCAGUAAGUGAUGCUGAUGGAGAUGUUCUGCGCUGUCGUUGGGCAACAUCAUCGAAUGGUGUUGAUGAAUGUGCAAGCGUUUGUCCACCAAGUUCAUUGCCUUCAAAUACAACCAUCUAUUCAAACUGUACUAUUGUAAUUACUGGUACCGCAGUAGAAGAUUUCAUGAAUUCGUCCAGCACCACACCAUUGAGUUCAGUACCCGUUCAAUUUAUUGUAAAAGUCAUUGCUGCGCCAUCAUGUUCCCAUCGACCUGAGCUAAUCGUUCUUACAGAAUCAUGCACAGCAAUCAAAGUCAAUCAUACAUUUACAUCAACACUAUUGGCGAUUAAUAAUUGUGGACCAACUGUCACUAUUACCGAUAUUUCUACACUGUCUUUUUCUGGUAUGGUUCAAACUUCUGUCAUAAUGUUGAAUUCUAGCGUUUACUAUAAAAAUUUAACAUGGACACCAACAAUAAAGCAAGUUGGAUAUCAAGUAAUGUGUGCAAUGGCUCUCAAUAGUCAAAGUUCACAGUCUUCACAAUACUGCUUCACAUUCUAUGUCACAGAAAAUGGUGACAAUACAUGUCCUGGAGUUAUAUACAAUACAACAACAACAACAUCAACAACAACAACAACAUCAACAACAACAACAUCAACAACAACAGAAACAACAACAACAACCACAUCAACAACAACAGAAACAACAACAACAACCACAUCAACAACAACAGAAACAACAACAACAACCACACCAACAACGACAAUGUCGGAAAGAUUAAUAACGGGUUUGUAG
This is a messenger RNA of Rotaria sp. Silwood2, 1275 nucleotides long. Lineage: Eukaryota; Metazoa; Rotifera; Eurotatoria; Philodinida; Philodinidae. The record is from the annotation of a GenBank genome assembly.